Pieris brassicae (large cabbage white) is the source of this 1731-nucleotide messenger RNA. It is a transcript of the gene wg, whose product is annotated as protein Wnt-1. The transcript is spliced from 4 exons. The coding region runs from base 137 to 1318 and encodes 393 amino acids. Gene Ontology annotation, molecular function: cytokine activity; frizzled binding. Lineage: Eukaryota; Metazoa; Arthropoda; Insecta; Lepidoptera; Pieridae. The record is from RefSeq and is a predicted model, not a curated record. Gene Ontology annotation, biological process: neuron differentiation; canonical Wnt signaling pathway; multicellular organism development. Gene Ontology annotation, cellular component: extracellular region.
CCCGUCAAAAAAAUGUCGGGCGGUAAUCCAGGUAAGUCCUCCCACCAUAGCUCCGCCUUGGCUCUGCCGGACAGUCAACUCGUCAGAUAGUUAUGUUUCGAGCCGCAGCGCGCAUGUGACCGGUCCGCCCAUUACGAUGAAGUGUUUGUGCCUGUUAGUGCUUUUUCUGUGUUUGCGGUGCGAAUGUGCCGUCAGCAAGCCGCGCAGAGGACGCGGCAGCAUGUGGUGGGGUAUAGCGAAAGCAGGGGAACCAAAUAAUCUAUCACCACUAUCGCCUGGAGUUCUGUAUAUGGACCCAGCAGUACAUGCGACGCUGAGGCGGAAGCAAAGAAGAUUAGCAAGAGAAAAUCCUGGGGUUCUAGCAGCAGUUGCUAAAGGAGCAAACAUGGCGGUAACAGAAUGCCAACACCAGUUUAAGUACAGAAGGUGGAACUGCUCCACCAGAAAUUUCUUGAGAGGGAAGAACCUAUUCGGCAAAAUUGUAGAUAGAGGGUGUCGAGAAACAGCCUUUAUUUACGGGAUCACCAGCGCGGGUGUAACACAUGCAGUAUCACGAGCAUGCGCCGAAGGUUCCAUAGAAUCUUGCACGUGUGAUUAUUCACACGUUGACCGCGCCCCCCACCGCUCAAGAGCUGCUGCUGCCGCCAACGUUCGCGUCUGGAAAUGGGGGGGAUGCAGUGAUAACAUUGGCUAUGGUUUCAAGUUCAGCAGGGAAUUUGUUGACACUGGCGAGAGAGGCAAAACUUUAAGAGAGAAAAUGAAUCUACAUAACAACGAGGCUGGGAGAAUGCACGUGCAAACGGAGAUGCGGCAGGAAUGCAAAUGCCACGGAAUGUCAGGCUCGUGCACGGUUAAGACCUGUUGGAUGCGGCUGCCAAGUUUCCGUUCAGUCGGCGACUCAUUGAAAGACCGCUUCGACGGGGCAUCGCGAGUGAUGGUAUCUAACACGGACCUUGAAACAACCGUGCAACGAAACGACGCAGCCCCACACAGAGUUCCUCGCAGGGAUCGAUACAGAUUCCAACUGCGACCGCACAAUCCCGAUCACAAAUCACCGGGAGUCAAAGACCUCGUCUACUUGGAAUCGUCGCCUGGUUUCUGCGAAAAGAAUCCUCGCCUGGGUAUACCCGGCACCCACGGGCGUACUUGCAACGACACUAGUAUCGGAGUGGACGGCUGCGACCUCAUGUGCUGCGGCCGCGGUUACCGGACUGACACCAUGUUCGUAGUGGAACGGUGUAAUUGUACAUUCCAUUGGUGUUGUGAAGUGAAAUGCAAAUUGUGUCGCACGGAAAAAGUGGUACACACAUGUUUAUAGGUACGUUAAUCACGAGUCACGUGUAAAUGAACACUUAGUGCCUCCAGCCAGUGACUCUAAAAAAACUUACGUACAGAGACUGAUCGUUUGACUUAUGUAAAUAACUGUUUGUAACGGAAUAAUUUCAAUUUAUACGGUAUGAAAUUUAAAUAUCCGAGAAAAUUUCUCAACAAAUAAUGUGAUCUAGUAUUUUUACACUGACGUUCAGAGACUAAUGAGACCAGUUUAGUGCGAUUUAUAUAUUUAAAUUUUGUCAUCUAUUUACAAUGUUCGGACUGGACUUAUUGGUGUCCUAACAUGGUGAGCGCUUUACUUGAGUAACUGUUAAUCGAAUUGAUAACUUUAAGACUACUUUAAAUGGUAUUUAUUAAUAUCAUUUUAAAGUUUUUAAUUUAUUCCUAAUGUUAUGUUAU